GCUCGGCGCGGCCGAGUCGGGGGCGGCUUGUUUCUCUGCGCAGGCUCGAGACCCUGUCACACGUUACGCAUGUAGCACCACUGGCUGGCAGUAAAUGUUAACCGGUCGAUCCCGCCGUUCGCUGCCAAACCGAUUGCGCGAUACACGUGGACCGUCCGCACCUACAGGAAUGAUCACAGGCUGAAAAGGACCCUUUGGUGAAAGAAAGCCGACCGGCUAUGGAGUCGGUGCAUGAAAACGUGGAACACAGCGGUUCCCAAAUGGGGUUGCAAUGUUAGCAGGGAAUGAAGCAUCUACAAUCGGAUGUUUCUGGCUUGGAGACCCAUAGUUUUUGGUGCACUUCCUGCAUGUGAUGGCAAGGUGCUGCCUGGCUCGGACUGUCACUGUGGUGUCUCUCACUGUCAAUCUGUCUGCAGUUGGUCUUCCGGCCUCUAGUUGCCACCUCCUCCACCCACUACUCCAGCCACUCAGGGAAGUGGCCUACAGUGUAUAUCCAGCACAUUGGUUUCAUCUUUACUCUGUCAAUAUGUCAAGCUAUUAUGACUCAAAGGAGAAGUCCCACCACAGCAAAGCACUCACUUCUCCUUAUCCAGGAUCAAGUGUUGAGCGUAGCAAAGUCCCCAGUGACAAAGUGGGCUGGUUAGUUGAGUGGAAGGAUUACAGCCCUGUGGAGUACACAGCAGCAUCCAUCUUGGCUGGACCCAAGUGGGCAGAUCCUCAGAUCAGUGACAAACACUUUUCUCUCAAGUUUAAUGAGAAAGAUGGACAAGUGGAGAGGAAGAGUCUGAGUGGCUUGUAUAAGAUUGAAAAUGGGCGGCCCAGAAACCCAGUAGGCAGGACUGGACUGGUAGGUCGAGGGCUGUUAGGGCGCUGGGGACCAAACCAUGCUGCAGAUCCUAUUAUAACCCGGUGGAAAAGAGAUAAGAGCGGUAGCAGAAUAGCUCAUCCAGUCUCUGGCAAGAACAUUUUACAGUUUGUAGCAAUCAAGAGGAAAGACUGUGGGGAAUGGGCCAUCCCAGGGGGUAUGGUGGAUCCAGGAGAGAAGAUUAGUGCCACACUGAAACGAGAAUUCAGUGAGGAGGCAUUGAACUCCUUGCAGAAAUGUGCUGCAGAGAUAAAAGAGCUGGAACAACAAUUAGACAGACUCUUCAACCAGCAACACUUGGUGGUUUAUAAGGGAUAUGUGGAUGAUCCUCGUAACACAGAUAAUGCCUGGUUGGAGACAGAAGCUGUGAACUAUCAUGAUGAAUCUGGUGAGACAAUGGAUAACAUGCCUCUGGAAGCAGGUGACGAUGCUGGAAAAGUAAAAUGGGUUGACAUCAGUGAAAAACUCAAGCUAUAUGCUAAUCAUAGCCAUUUCAUCAAACUUGUGGCUGAGAAACGAGGAGCCCACUGGAUGGAAGAACCUGUCACUGAUUGCCAAAAGUGAUGGUUCUGGAAACCGAAACAAAUUUUUGAAGGGAAAGACCAUUCUACAUCAUUCAAAGAGAGAGAGGUCAUCUUUUAUAUGUUCCCUUCAUUGGUUUUCAGUACAAACAAUAAACUUUUAAGGAAGCAGAAGUAGAUAUAUAAUGUUAAAUCCAUCAGACAGGAAAAAUUCAUAUAAAAUAGCAUGUAUAUGUGCAUGCUCCAGUUAAAUUGCUGGCAGAAUUUGAGUGCAUCCACACAUGGCCUUAAUCAGAGUUUAUGAUAAUCUUUUGUUUGGCGCACAGUUGUAAGUGGAGAUGAACUUGACUAAAAAUACACUUUUUUCUAUAUUGCCAUCUUAGUUUGAGCAAGCUCUUAAUAUCUGCUCACUUACAUGAAAGUGUUAGAAUCUUAAAUUGUACUGGUUCACAAGCUGGGAAUUUAGCUGUGUUGUCUUACAGGCUGGCUUCAGGUUUAAUAUACUAGCUUAUUUAAGCUGAUGCUCUGAAAGACAAAUAGGAGGCAUGUUUGCAUUUCUCUCGCCCAUGGGCUAGUAUAGCUCCAUUGCCAUUGAUGAAAGUACUCUUCAUUUAGACUGGGUAAGCAGAUAUAAGAUCAGAAUUUGACUCCUCUCCUGGGGAGUGGAAAUUUUAAAGGAAUUCACUUUUUAGGUUGAAAGGAGCUAUCAGUAUGUAGUUGUCCAAACCUUGUGACACACUGGGUAACAUAGGGGAUUUUCUAGAACAUCAAGGGCAGUAAUCAAUGUGUAUAUAAAUUAUAACUUGGAAUAAAAUGCACAUAAUCA
Alligator sinensis (Chinese alligator) is the source of this 2212-nucleotide messenger RNA. It is a transcript of the gene NUDT9, whose product is annotated as nudix hydrolase 9. The transcript has 9 exons. Gene Ontology annotation, molecular function: ADP-ribose diphosphatase activity. The coding region runs from base 353 to 1429 and encodes 358 amino acids. Lineage: Eukaryota; Metazoa; Chordata; Crocodylia; Alligatoridae. The record is from RefSeq and is a predicted model, not a curated record. Gene Ontology annotation, cellular component: mitochondrion.